This is a messenger RNA of Hippopotamus amphibius kiboko, 1789 nucleotides long. It is a transcript of the gene STYXL1, whose product is annotated as serine/threonine/tyrosine interacting like 1. Gene Ontology annotation, biological process: negative regulation of cytoplasmic stress granule assembly; protein dephosphorylation; positive regulation of intrinsic apoptotic signaling pathway. NCBI's taxonomy places the organism in Eukaryota, Metazoa, Chordata, Mammalia, Artiodactyla, Hippopotamidae. The record is from RefSeq and is a predicted model, not a curated record. Gene Ontology annotation, cellular component: mitochondrion. The transcript is spliced from 12 exons. The coding region runs from base 330 to 1499 and encodes 389 amino acids. Gene Ontology annotation, molecular function: protein phosphatase inhibitor activity; protein tyrosine/serine/threonine phosphatase activity; protein phosphatase binding.
UUCGCGGAGGCCGGCGACGGGGACGCACGCCUAGCGCGGUCCUGGGCUGGGUCAUAGCGCGGGUCGGGUUCCGUGCGGCCUGAGGGGGAGACGCGGUCGGAGUGGGAGGGAGAGUCCGCACCCGCGAGGUGGAAGAAGACGGGCUUUAGGUUGGAAGAGCCAUAGAGGAGCCACUUUGCAGUCCACUCGUCGUCCCUCCUGGUGCCCAGGACCUUCUAUUAGAGUUUACAAAGCUUUAGAGACACCACUACCAAGAAUGGCCGAGCCUGGGCACCGACUUGGCGCGAAACACUUCUAAGAGUUUACAGCAAAGGAGUCCCGCGUUACAGAUGAGGAAACGGGUAUCCAGGAUGACUCAUUUGAUUUUGUGUGAACCAAUAGAACUUUACAACAUCUUGAAUCAGGUCACAAAGCUAUCCAGAUUAACUGAACCCAACUAUCUCUGUCUAUUGGAUGUGCGUUCCAAACGGGAGUAUGAUGAAAGCCACGUGAUUACAGCCCUUCUUGUAAAGAAGGUAAUGUUCCAGACCCUGGGGAUACAGCAGAAUACAAGGUGCCCUUCAUCCACUGUCCCUGCCCGCGUGGGGCAUCUCUUCUCCUCGGGGAGCAGACAGAAACGACAAUACGUGUGGUGCUCUGGACACACGGCUGUCCGAGACCCAGGGACGGGUAUGCUUUGUGCAUCGUUGUAUCCCGGUGCUCAGCCUGGUCCCUGGCAUCUGAGGGCAGGUGAAUAUCUCAUCCCGGAGUCUGUGGAUCUGCAGUGUGUGCAAUACUGUGUGGUAUAUGACAAUGCCACCAGCUCCCUGGAGGUAACCCUAAGAGACGACAGCAGUAAUGGCAACACUGAUGAUGGAGAUCAAGAUAUUGUGCUUGGAGCUGCCGUUGAGUGUGGCAGAACCCUGACCCACCUCACCCGCCACCCCAUCCACAUCCUGAGAGGAGGCUAUGAGCGCUUCUCAGCCAUGUACCAGUUCUUCCGGACACAGAAGAUCAUCUGGAUGCCGCAGGACCUGGAUGACUUCCAGCCAUACCCUGUUGAGAUAAUACCAGGCAGGAUCUACCUGGGAAAUUUCAGGCAAGCCUGUGACCCUAGAAUUCAGAAGGAUUUGAAAAUCAAAGCACAUGUCAACAUCUCCAUGGAGACAGGGCCGUUUUUUGUAGGUGACUCCGACAAGCUUCUGCACAUCCAGAUAGAAGAUUCCCUGGAAGCCAACAUUACACCUUUUUUACGCCACAUCUGUCACUUCAUUGAAGUUCACCUUGAGCUUGGCUCUGUCAUCCUGGUCUUUUCCACCAUGGGCAUCAGUCGCAGCUGUGCGGCCAUCUUGGCCUACCUUAUGCACCAGAAUGAGCAAACCCUAAAGAGGUCCUGGGCCUAUGUCAAGAAGUGUAAAAACAACAUGCGUCCAAAUCGGGCUUUUGUGGCUCAGCUGUCAGAGUGGGAGAAGGUUGUCCUUGGAGACAUCAUCACAGACAUCUUGGAUCCACUCUACUGAUUUUCUCUGUGGCCCAUCUAUGGGUCCAGAAGAACCUGACUUGGGGGCUUUUUGUGGGUCAUGGGCCAGGGUGUGUAACCAGGAAUGAGAAGGCCUUUGCUGCCUAGAGCCUUGUGUCAGCCUCUCGCAGUGGUUCUUCCUGGGUUCCUUAUUUGCGCCAACACAGCAGGGGCUCAGACUCAGCUAGAGCCGCCAUCCCCUGGGCAUCCUGGACACCCCCACUGCAUUCCUGAGGCUGCCUCUGGAGGAGCAGCGGGCUGCCAGAGCCACUGUCCCACAUAUCCCCCAUA